This is a messenger RNA of Molossus molossus (Pallas's mastiff bat), 4788 nucleotides long. Its product is annotated as adenylate cyclase type 10-like. The record is from RefSeq and is a predicted model, not a curated record. Gene Ontology annotation, cellular component: cytoplasm. Gene Ontology annotation, biological process: intracellular signal transduction; cyclic nucleotide biosynthetic process. NCBI's taxonomy places the organism in Eukaryota, Metazoa, Chordata, Mammalia, Chiroptera, Molossidae. Gene Ontology annotation, molecular function: adenylate cyclase activity.
AUGAGAGACCCAGAAGACCUGUCCUGGCAGACAACAGAAAAAGAAGAAACUCCCCUAACCAUUGAAAGGGACUUACGAGCCGUCUUGAGGAUUGGCUGCUACUCGGGGUGGGGCCCUGUUUCCGGUAAUUCGGCUGGCAACCCCGUCGCUGUCAUGGCGACUGGCGACCGACUGAGGGCGCAGCUUCUGUGGCCGGUGGAGGCCCGGUUGGCGGCUCUGCUUCCGGACCUGCUGGUCUUCAGGAAGCCCCGGGCAUCGGAACCCGAGCUGGCCACGGCCCAGGGCGUGCUCCUUGGCGUCCACGUGACGGGGUUUACAGCAUUAAUGGACAGGUUCAGCCUGACCUGCAAGUCGGAACGUGACAUGGACAAACUGGCCCACAUCUUCAGUUAUUACAUUAGUGACAUCGUGGAGCAUGUGCUCUGUUUUGGAGGGGAUAUCCUAAAUAUUACAGGGAAUGUGCUCCUGGCACUCUGGACAGUGGAACAGAAUCAGCUGAGUGACAUCAUUACCCUGGUGGCAAAAUGCAGUCUGGAGAUACAGGAGAAAUUUGGCAUCUACCAUACCAGAGAAGGCCAGGACCUCCAGCUACAGAUAGGUCUGUCUGCAGGUCGGAUUUCCCAGGUUAUUGUUGGAGACGAGCAGCGACAGUACCUCUUGGUGAUUGGGCGAAAUGUAGAUGAUGUCCAGUUAGCUCAGCGUUUGGCUCAGGCAAAUGAGAUUGUCUUGUCCUGGAACUGCUGGAUGCUCUGUGAGCAGUACAUGUUUGAAGUGGAAAUCAUGAAGGAGUAUGAAGCUGUCAAGUUAAGAGAUAUGCGGAUCACUGACCCAUUUGAUUUUGAUGAGCAUUUUGACAAGUGCCUCGAUUAUCUGCCACAUUACCGGACGAGUGCUGACACUCUCAGAACUGCCCUGGAGUUGGAUCCAGACUCUGCACUUAAGCAAACUCUGCGGAAGCACAUAAUGAAAAACCUUUUGAAGAAGAUUGAUGUAGGCCAACCUAUGGAGUAUAUAUCCGAAUUUCGUACCGUGACUAUGGUUUUGGUCAGCCUGGAGUUCCACCAGACAGCAUGGAUGUUGCAUUUGUGUCAUCUUAUCCAGGAGGCUGCAUCGUACAUCUCCAGAGUCAUAGAGAAAGGGGGUGGUCAGCUGAGCCGGAUCUUUAUGUUUGAGAAAGGCUGCAUGUUUCUAUGUGUUUUUGGCUUUCCUGGGGAUAAGAAGCCAGAUGAGUGUGCACAUGCCCUGGAGAGCUCCUUCAGCAUUUUCAACUUCUGCUGGGAGAAUCUUGCUGAGACCAAGCUUGUUUCCAUCAGUAUCACCAAUGGACCAGUAUUCUGUGGCAUGGUUGGGGCAGUAGCAAGACACGAAUAUACAGUUAUUGGCCCGAAAGUGAGCCUUGUGGCCAGAAUGAUAACUGCUUAUCCAGGUUUGGUGUCUUGUGAUGAGGUAACAUAUCUAAGAUCCAUGCUGCCUACUUACAACUUCAAGAAACUCCCAGAGAAAAUGAUGAAAAACAUCUCCAACCCUGGGAAGAUGUAUGAAUACCUUGGCCAUAAAAGAUGUAUCAUGUUUGGGAAGAGACAUUUGGUCAGAGAGAGAAAUGAAAAUCACCCUUUGUUAGACCGGGAGAAAGAACUGGAAACCUUCCGAAUGGCACAGCAAGGAUGUUUGCACCAGAAGAAGGGACAAGCAAUUCUGUAUGAAGGUGGAAAAGGCUAUGGAAAAAGUCAGCUGUUGGCUGAAAUAAACUUGCUGGCCCAGAAGGAAGGGCAUAGGGUAUUGCCAUUGAAGCUGAAGGAAGCAGAUUCCAAGCAGCGCUUCUAUGCCAUCCAGACCCUCAUGGCCAUCUUCUUUGAGAUUGAUACAUGCCCAGCCUAUUACCGGCAAGAGUGCCUACACAAACAGCUUUGUGAGAUGGUGGAGGAACCACUGCACUGCCUUUUUAAUGACCUCUUCUUUGUAAAGUUUCCCUUAUCCUUUGAAGUUUCACACAUGGAUGACCUGACCAGACAAAAGAAGAUUAAAGCGUGUUUUUUUCAAGUGCUACAGGAGGCAUUGAGGGAAACACAAUUGAUUUUCCUCAUUGACGAGGCCCAGCAUAUGGAUGCAGCUUCCUGGGAGUUUUUGGGAACAUUGCUCUCCAGUGUGCCCAUCAUCAUGGUGAUGACAUUGACACCUACCUUCACCCUGUGUGGCGAGGCCCAGCACUUCCUGCAGAGCCCUCACGCUAUGCUGAUGCCCAUUUCGAAAUUAGCAGUGAACUCACUGUUGAGAAUGGCAUGUUGGGAACUGGGAGUGGUGAGCAUCCCCCAAGAGCUGCAGAUCUACCUUCUCCACAGGUGCUUUGGAAACCCCCUCUACUGUGAGGUCCUAUGCCAGGACCUUCUCUCUAAGGAUAUAUUGCUCUUUCAUGACCUACAAAAGGUGGAGGAGGAGAACAGCAAGUGGGAGACCCUCUCAGCCAAUACCACGAAAUCCACAAUGUAUAGUAUUCCUCCUGCCAGCUCUGAAGAAGACCUGGAACUCUAUGUCUGCACAGUCAAGGAGGAUGUGAACUUGGAUGCAGUGCUUCUCCCACCACUGUUAAAAGAAAUAGCAGUAAUCCAACUGGAUCAAUUGAGCCCAGAAGAACAGCUGCUGGUUAAGUGUGCUGCAGUCAUUGGUCACUCCUUCCACAUAGGUCUGCUACAGCACCUGCUGCCUGGCUGGGGUAAACAUAAGCUACUGCGGGUGCUGAGGGCUCUUGUGGACAUACACGUGUUCCGCUGGUGCAACAAGAGCCAGGAGCUUCCUGUUGAGCCAAAAUUAAUGCCUUUUUCUAUUGAGAUCAUUGGAAAAACCAAAGCGGAAAAGAAAAAGUCGGGUGCUGGCUCUCCUCUCGAGCUGAACGAGGAACUGUUCCUACCUCAACCUGAGGUGCUAGAAUUUGGAGUGCCUCUGUUACGGGCAGCUGCUUGGGAGCUGUGGCCCAAGGUGCAGCAGAUUGCCCUGCAUCUCAAAUGUGCCUGGUUUCUCCAACCCUUGGCCUGCCGCUGUGGGAGCUGUCAGCGCGGGGACUUUGUCCCCUUCCACCGUUUUGCCAUCUGUCCUAUUAAAAGCUCCAGAGGAACAUUCCGAUUCUGUAGUUACAGAGAUACUGGCUCUGUGCUAACACAAGUGACCACAGACAAAUUGCAGCUGCCUUUGCCCAAAGACAGUUUUCAGCUCCAGGAAAAACCAUCCAGAAGUCGGGAGGCCUUCGCAAGUGAACACUGCAGAACAGAGGAGGAGUUCCUGGAUCAAGUGAGCAGGAAGCUGGCUCAGACCAGCCCAGAGAAAGAUGUACUGACCACGAAGCCCUGUCACUGUGAGGAAAUCCUGAAACUUGUGCUCUGGCCCCUCACCCAGCACUGCCUGAUCACCGGAGAAAACGCCUGUGCCUUCUAUUACCUGCUGGAGGCAGCCGCUGCUUCCCUGGAUCUGUCAGAUAAUUACAUGGCCUUCUUUUAUUUGAGGAAGGCAAGCAGUCUCCUGGGCCAGCCCUCAGCAUUCUCGUUUUUGAAAAAGCGCAAGGUGAAGAUCUGUCAGUUUCAGGAGGCCGCUUUCUGCCGUCUUCGAUCAGAGGUCUGUUUCAACAUGGGACAGAUCACCUUGGCCAAAAAACUGGCUAGGCAAGCCCUUCAUCUGCUGAAGAAGAAUUUCCCUUGGACCUGGUUUGGUGUCCUUUUCCAAACAUUCCUGGAAAAAUAUUGGCAUCCCUGUUCCAUGAGCCAACCUCCAGACAACCCUGAUGAGAAUAAGAAGAAGCUGGCAGUCCUGCAGCAGCGGGUGCACUGCCUCUCCCUGCUCUGGCAGCUCUAUAACCUGGAGGCCACAGCCAGCAGCCGCAGGUUUGCCUGCCUGGCCACUCUGAUGCAGAAGAAUUCAGCUGAGGAGUUUGCGAAUGAAGCCCAGGUCGUCUCUACCUACGUGGCCCUCUCCCAGUUCUCCCAGAACGUGGGUGACAGGGAGCAGUGGCUGCACUGCGAGCGAAUGGCCAUUCAGAAAAGCAGCCGAUGUUGGUUCUCCAGGGAGGGGUGGCUGGCCACAGCGCAGCUCGUGCAGGCCUUGGCCUACACCAAGCUCUGCCUCGGCCACCUUGACCUCUCCAUCAAGCUGGGUAACGGGCUUGGGGCUGGCGAGCCCGAGGCUUUCAGGGGGGCCAGGCUCGCGGCAGGACCUCACACCGUGCUCUUUGCCUCCCUAGGUUUUCAAGCUUAUGAGAUAAGCAGGCACCUCAGGAAACCAGCCCUGGAGAAUCUGGUUCUCUCGGUGCUCUUCAGAUCUGCAUUUCUCAAGAAGAAAUUUGAUCUGUGUGUCCACGUGCUGGACAGUCAGUGGGCGCUCAUUUCCCAGGGUCACAAUAUCCUUGGCCUGGCCUGCUUCUACUCUGCUUGCUUAGAUCUGCUGCUCUAUGGAAAAGGAUUGCGGUGCCGGCCCUUUGGAGAGUGUCUGCGUUUCAUUCAGUACCAUGAGCAUAGCUGCAUCCUGACCUCUCAGAGCAACGUCAUGCUGGGGGUCCACUCCUCUCUGGCCAUGUGGUUUGCCCAGGACUCACAGUGGCACCUGUUUGAGCACCACUUCUCCAAGGCUCACCAGUUGGUGAGACGAACCAAUGCCUCACUGUUCGGUUCACAUGGCUUUGUCCGAUUCCUAGAGUGCCACAUGCUAACGUCACAGAGGGUGCCGGGGGCUGUCCUCAUGCACGCUCCCCCAGAGACUCAGACUCAAGUCUCCAAGGUACCUGUUUCCCUACUGUCCUUCAACUAG